UCUUUUUUCCAUACAAAGCACCUUGUAAAGAUGUCCCUUCCAGCUUCAACACUUGCCUCAAUUCAACAUGCAGUAUCUGACCAGCUCAAGCGACCUUGCGUGAGUUUUGCUCCUUGCAUAUGGGGAGAUACUUUCCUUGAAUAUGCUUCUCAAUUUGAGGGAGUCAAUGAUGACGAGAAGCAGCAAGCUCAAACACUAAGGAAUGAGGUGCAAACGAUGUUUCAAUCAUCAAUCGAUCAAAAUAUCAUACAAAAAUUAAACUUGAUUGACUCAGUCCAACGUUUCGGUGUAUCCUAUCAUUUCCAACAAGAAAUCAAUCAAGCAUUGGAACAAAUUCACAACAGUUUCACAAAAAAUAACACCAUCAGUGAUGAUGGCAAUCAUCACUCUCUUGCUCUACUCUUUCGUUUGCUUAGACAGCAAGGAUAUCAAAUUUCAUCAAGUGCAUUUAACAAAUUCAAAAAUGAUCAAGGAAACUUUAGUGAAACACUUGCUAAUGAUAUUCAAGGGUUGUGUAGCUUGUAUGAAGCUGCACAUCUAAGAACUCCCGAAGAUGACAUAUUGGAGGAAGCAUGUGACUUCUCAAAUACUCACAUGAAGUCCUUGGCCAACCAAUUAAGCCCAUCUCUUGCAGCACAAAUCAAUCACUGCUUAAGACUACCUCUUAACAAGAGUUUAAUUAGGUUCGAGGCAAGGUGUCACAUGAAUCUCUAUGAAAAAGAUGCAUCUCAUAACAAAACUCUACUAACCUUUGCAAAAGUAGAUUUCAAUAUUCUUCAAAAACUACAUCAAAAAGAAAUUAGCACUAUCACCAAGUGGUGGAAAAAGUCAAACUUUGAGACUAAGGUCCCUUACGCUAGAGGUAGGUUGGUUGAGGCCUACCUUUGGUCAUUGGCUAUGUCCUACAAACCUGAACACAGCCUCGCAAGAAUGUUUGUGGGAAAAUUGAUUGCUGUUGUUUGUCUUCUAGACGAUACUUAUGAUGCUUAUGGCACUAUUCAAGAACUUGAGCUAUUCACAGAAGCAAUUCAAAGAUGGAAUAAGAGUCCCAUUGAAUCUCUUCCACAAUGCAUGAAAGUAGUAUUUGAUACAGUUGUAGAACUGGGUGAAGAAAUAGAAUUGGCGACAACGGAGAGUGGGAAAUCAAGCUUUGUAGUGCAAUAUUUUAAACAAGCUGUUUUUAACUUAAUAAAAGGCUACAUGGCUGAGGCAAAAUGGUGUCACGAGGGUUACAUUCCAACAUAUGAUGAAUAUAAAGUUAAUGGAAUUUUGACUUCUUGUUUCCCUCUUUUCAUUACAUCAUUUAUUGGCUUGGGAGAAUUUGCAAACAAAGAUGUGUUUGAUUGGAUUUUUAGUGAUCCAAAUAUCAUUAAAGUGGUAUCAAUUAUUGGUAGAGUAUUGGACGACAUGGGCUCACAUAAGUUUGAGCAACAAAGAGUACAUGUUGCCUCAGCUGUGGAAUGUUGCAUGAAGCAAUAUAACAUUUCACAAGCAGAGGCGUACCACCUUAUCCAUAAUGACGUUGAAGAUGGUUGGAAGGUUAUAAAUGAAGAGUGCCUUAAGUCAAAUGACAUCCCAAAAUCUGUGCUUGAUUGUGUAGUUAAUUUGGCACGCAUGUCUAUGGUUUCAUAUGAAAACCACCAGGAUAAAUUCACUAAUGGAGAACUACUGAAAGGUUAUGUGUCUUCAUUGCUUAUGGAUCCCAUGUGCCUUGAACAACACCAGUAGGAGAAGCUAUUUCACAUAUAAAUGUGUAACACAUCUUAUAUCCUGCUAUACGUUCGAGAAGAUGUAUUACCAUAGUGUUAUGUACUAGCAAGCAUAAAUAGAUAUGAAAAAGUGAACUGCUGUUAGGAAAGUUGAUUUGUCCUACAUGAUGUUCCAUGUGUGAGUUGAGAAAAAUGUUGUUUGUAUGUUGUUGUUUGCUCAAUGCUCAAUGUGCUAUUGGAUACAACGAUUCUGUACCCA
Molecule: messenger RNA, 1968 nt
Organism: Glycine soja
Lineage: Eukaryota; Viridiplantae; Streptophyta; Magnoliopsida; Fabales; Fabaceae
Product: probable terpene synthase 2
Exons: 7
Coding region: 31-1728 (565 amino acids)
Biological process (GO): diterpenoid biosynthetic process
Molecular function (GO): terpene synthase activity; magnesium ion binding
Source: RefSeq, a predicted model, not a curated record